Messenger RNA from Miscanthus lutarioriparius, 1668 nucleotides. Lineage: Eukaryota; Viridiplantae; Streptophyta; Magnoliopsida; Poales; Poaceae. The record is from the annotation of a GenBank genome assembly.
AUGGGUGCUGCUGGCAAUGGCAGCAACCCAUACUGUUCACAUGUUGGAGAAAGAGAUGACAAAAGUAGUGACAUAAAAUUAGGUCCAGAUUUUACUGCAGCUGAAAUGCAAGCGAGUCCUGUCAAUGGUGAUUUAUCUUUGAUUCAUGUGAAACUGGAGCAGUCAUGGUUAAGUGUACAAGCAUUCAUUGCUGAGCAUGUGACCCCUAAGGAUAUUGAUUUGGAUUGGAGCAAGGAGGUUGUUGUUGGGCUGGAUGGCUUCAGAUAUGUAGGCUGCAAUGACCUAAGAGAUGUUGUACUGAAUAGUUUGCACAUGUUCUUCAAGACUGCAGUUGAUAUCUUGUCCUGUCAAGGGUACACUGAGGAUGCUGUUGUAAAUGCUGUCGUGGACUCUGCACUCUGUUAUCAGUUUGAUGGACCUAUCACUAAGAUCGCUGAGCAUGCACGCACAUUGCUACAGAGUGGCAACCAUUUGGUUGAUCAUUCCUACAGUGAGAAUGUUGACACGGUUCUGCACAUGUUGGCUCGUGCAGCUUUUGCUCCCAUGAGUGGUUAUGGGAAUGGACAAUCAGAUGGCUAUGCUCAUUGUCAGAGUGACUUAUGUGAAGGUCGUGAGAGUGUAAAUGAGUUAUCAGAAGAAUAUAGUUGCAGUGCCACAGAAUCGCCUGCACUAUUCGAGCCACCUCAAUCUGAAGCAAUAGAAAUGACGUGGAGCAAUUUUCUGACAAAUUAUAUAGUUUCAUUUCAAAAGUUUGGAGGGAAAAACCAAGGUGCUCCUUCUGCUCAAGAUGAAAAUUCUCCUUCAGUGCCUAGGGCUGUUAACAAAAAGGAAACUAAAGGCAAGCGUAGUAAGACAAAUUCCAUGAAAUCUCAGAAAGACUCAGGGAAGGAUUUGGUCGUUUUCAAGAACAUCCCACAAGUCAAGGGUAUUAUAAGUAAAACAUCAUUAAGAAUGCUAAAAGAGAAUAAAACAUUAACGGCGUUCCUUGCAUCUGCGCAUAGCACUUUGGCAGGCACUUCAGAGGUAGCCAGUGAAAGGGACUCACAAACAUCCAUGUUAGUUCCAACUAAACCUCGUUCUGGAUCUUUCUCGGUCAAAAAAGGAUAUUCUCCAGCAGUGGUUUCAAUUGGAUCACUUUCUUAUCCUCCUAGCUGUUCCUCCAACUCAUCAUCUAGUGCAAUGGGCAAGGCAGAGCCUAGGCAGCGAAUGGAACCUGGUGUUGUACACUUCUCUCUCCCAAAUACUCCUGCAGAGGGCUUUGAAUUUCAUUUCUCACGUGAAGGCUUGCAGACCACUUGGGUUCCAAAAGAUAGAAAAGAGGAGCUAGCUCUAAAACUAGUCCAGCGCUUGGGUGAGUUAAAGCUGGAGGUGCAAGUUUGGACAGAUUGGGCUAAUGAGAGGGUGAUGCAGUCAACAAAUAGGCUGGUAAAUGAAAGGACUGUACUUUUCUCUCUUAAAAAGGAUAAGGCAGACUUUGAAGAGCCUAAUGUGUUUACAAGAAAGAGGCUUGAGGAGACACAAAGGGCAAUAGACAGUACUUCUUGUGAGCUUGAUCGUGUUAAUUCCCUUGUCCAGGAGCUUACAGAUAAGAUUUCGCUUUGUAGGCAUGGAAGAAAGCUGUCCAGCUACAGGGAGAGCAAUCUGAUGCAAGUUUGGCUAGCAUUUUAA